CCUUGUUUUAACGCCCCGACAUUACUAAUUGCCCUGUGGGCUUAUUAAUUCCCAGUACAGACAACGAACGAACCUCUGUCCAAUGGCUCCGAUGAUCGUCGUAACUCCGAUACGAGUGCGGAAGACGCUACUACUAGUACCGAGCACAGACGUCCUGUUAUACCCAUGCCUUAAUAGUUAUAGCCCCCCUUGAGCAUUGCGACGAGACUCAUACUCCAAGUGUUAACAUCCUGUUAACAUCCAUAUAGCCUCAAGCGACUCACCAUGGCGACCCCUGAGCAAAAGGUGCUCUUUAUUCUUGGAGGCGGGCCACGCAUCGGCCACGCCGUAGCCAAGAGAUUCGUCAGUCAAGGGUACAAGGUUGCGAUCGGGCGACGCACCACCGACAAGACCGACGUUGAUGGCGUGCUUCCUGUGUAUGUGGAUGUUACCAAAGCCGAGACGAUCCAGGAAGCCUUCCACGAGGUCGAGUCAAAGCUAGGCGUUCCCAACGUGGUCGUGUAUAACGCCGCCGCUCUGACCUUCCCCCCCGAGAAUGACCCGUUCGGCGUGGAGCCAGCUUCGUUCACCCGCGAUCUAGCAACCAACGCGGACGGUGCCUACGCCGCCCUCCACCAUGCGACUCACCUCGGUCGACGCCACAGCAUCUCUCCUCUCAUCUUCAUCGCGACGGGCAAUGUCACCCCCUUCAGAGUGAACCCGCUUGCUGUAACGCUCGGGCCUGGAAAAUCUGCGCUAGCCCAUCUCAUCUCGCUCGGGGCCACUGCGUACGACAAGAAUCAGUUUAGGUUCUACUUUGCUUCGCAGGUCACAGACGACGGCGGUCCUGUGCCAUAUCCCCAGGUUAGCGGCGAGGCGCAUGCGGAGGUCUACUGGAAACUUGCCAACGAAGAAGGGCAUGGGUGGGAUGUGAGAUUUAGUGUGGCCGCCGAUGGGUCGACAAGGUUCGCCUGAGGACGACGUCAGUAGUAGUACAAUCCGAGCGAAGCAAAUUGCGUGCAGUCCGGAGAACUCGUCGUUUAUCAGGAUGCUAGCGCCCGCAUCUCCGCACUGCCGUUUUCCUGUAACGGACAAGCAAUGGCAUGUGUCUGUGUUCUGGGCUGUAUGCCGUGUCAAUGUGUGUCCAGAAGAGGUGCGGGAACGUCAAGCCGGGUGUUCGCCGAGGACAUGUUGGUUUCUUUGUUUUUAUUUUUUUCGCCUUUUGCUUUCCUCCCGUCGUGCCAGAUCAACCCUAUGCGAUACCAUCUUGGCAAUCAAUAGCGCACCCGGAAUCCGGUCCUCAACGUAGCAUUCAAGAC
This is a messenger RNA of Chaetomium strumarium, 1298 nucleotides long. RefSeq names its product epimerase/hydratase. The coding region runs from base 265 to 954 and encodes 229 amino acids. NCBI's taxonomy places the organism in Eukaryota, Fungi, Ascomycota, Sordariomycetes, Sordariales, Chaetomiaceae. The transcript has 4 exons. The record is from RefSeq and is a predicted model, not a curated record.